This is a messenger RNA of Seriola dumerili (greater amberjack), 1389 nucleotides long. RefSeq names its product DnaJ heat shock protein family (Hsp40) member C5 gamma (gene dnajc5ga). The record is from RefSeq and is a predicted model, not a curated record. The transcript is spliced from 7 exons. The coding region runs from base 195 to 866 and encodes 223 amino acids. NCBI's taxonomy places the organism in Eukaryota, Metazoa, Chordata, Actinopteri, Carangiformes, Carangidae.
ACCUCUGGCAGAGAGAGCCAUACAAGAAGAGGCGACCCGGCGACCGCAGCAGGCUACCGCUUCUCUGCUACCGGGCUAAUAUUACCGUGUUUCGGACCCUUUAACUGGGAGUUAAGACAUUAACCAGAUGCCUCUAUGAUCCAGCUAACAUCACAGCGAGAUAUACAGUGUUCAGUUUGCACAAGAGGUGAGCCAUGGCUGACCCGAACUCCACCCGCCCCCAAAGGAAGAUGUCCACCGCUGGGGAGAGUGUGUACAAGGUGCUAGGGCUGGAGAAAGGAGCGUCAGCCGAGGACAUCAAGAAAGCAUACAGAAAACUAGCCCUGAAGUAUCACCCGGACAAGAACCCAGACAACCCGGAGGCAGCGGAAAAGUUUAAGGAGAUCAACAACGCCAACUCUAUUUUAAAUGAUGAGACCAAGAGGAAGAUUUAUGAUGAGUAUGGCUCCAUGGGCCUGUAUGUGUCCGAACAGUUUGGAGAGGAAAGUGUCAAAUACUACUUCCUCAUGUCCAAAUGGUGGUUUAAGGGUCUGGUACUGUGCUGCACACUGUUCACCUGCUGCUGCUGUUGCUGCUGCUGCUGUUUCUGCUGUGGGAAGUGUAAACCACCGGAUGACGACGAAAGCUACCACUAUGUCGACCCCGAAGACCUGGAGGCUCAAAUCAAAGCAGAGCAGGACGGAGGUAACACAGUAAUCAUAGGCCAGCCCACAUCUAAUCUUGGCCCAGAAAACCCAGAAGGCCAGACUCAGCCCAUCCCCCUGCCCAUGCCCAUGCCAAUGCCUCCACCUGAGCCCCAGGCACCGACCUCAGCCAACCCAGCAGGGGAAGAAAACCCUGGAGAGACCUUACCAGAGUCGAAAUGACUCGAAAGUGAUGGUGUAGAUGAGCCUCAACAAGCAGAAGCAGCCUUUCAAGUCCUCAUUACGACCCAGCCACAUUUGACUGCUGCCAGAGAUCCAGAGACCCAGAGACCAGCCAGCCCAGGCCCACGCCGAAAUCCUCCCCCCUCAACCUUCUUCAUCUACCCACUGGACAUCACCUGUAAGGUGGGCACUUAGAGGCUCUUUUCCCCCUCCAUGGACCUCACAGUAUGGAGGAGUAUUCAUGUAAAUUAAACUAUGAGCUGGGCUCUGGCAACGCUCAGACCCUCAUUGAAAAAUUAAUGUCAUCUAGUAAAUACAAGGCAACCAGCCUCUCUCCUUCCAGCUUGCCAUAGUCCAACCUGGGCUGGAUGUGAGCUUGGUAGUGGCCCAGUUAUCCAGGGCUUGGCAACAAGUUACUAAUCUGUUCUGGUCGUCCCAUUCCAACCAGUAAGGAAGUAACACUGGGCAGGAAGAUGGCAAAAACGGGAACAUGAGGGCAAAAAAAAAAAAAAAAAACAUGAUG